CGUGUAAAAACAGAAAUGACUGGUGUCCAUAACGAGCAAGUUUUUUUGUUGUUGUGGCAACACGAUAGACUCGUUUUGGCGAAGCCUCUAUCUCAUCUGCAUUGUUGUCAGAUAUUUGAACGGCGCAAAAUCUGGACGGAUUGAUACGUUAUCAAACAGAAAUAAAGAGAGUGGAUACUUAGUAAAUAAACGGUUCGUAGCUAUAAAAUCGUUGUUUUUAGUGCAAACAAAGUUGCCUGUAUGUUUUUGCAAGUUAUUGCAUCGCAUACACUCUAGAAGACGGCUUUUGUUACAGACUUUUCUUUGAUUUGGUAACAACAGAAGACUCGUAAAGUCACAAAUAAAGGAAACAAGAAGUUGCAAAAUCGAAGUGAUAUUUUGGCUCAUUUAAGCAAUUCAGACGUACUGGAACAUAUAUUUGUCAAACCUAACGUAUGAUGUGCCUAUUCAAAAGUGUAUUUGAGUGUGCAGAAAGAUAGGCUGGUCAUGAAUACUUGCUCAUCUGAAGUGUUCCAGCAUUUUACACGUCUGGCCUAGGCAGUGAAGUGUAGAUCAAAACUUUGAACAUGUGAAGCAUUUGAAAAGUGGUUAGCCUGAAGAUUUAUUUAAGCAUUAAAAUGGCAAAUGGCAUGACUGCUGGGUGGAGGUUCACAAGUCCUAUUCCAACUGACCCAGCAUAUGAGAAAUCAUAUAGUUCAAGGUCAGGUAGGGCUGAUUAUAGACAGAGAGAUAGACGAAGUCCAAUUCCUUCUGACCCAAUUUAUUCAAAUGAUGAUAGAAGCACCGAUGUAGUGCCAAGGCCAAGAGUGAAAGCAGAAGCUUUAAAUAUUGCUAGGCUGCAUCAAGGUGGAGCUCUUGCACAGAUAUUUAAUCCUGCUUUUCGCAUUAUACCACUUGGAAGUCGCCCAAAAACUCAAGAUACAAAAGAUUUUGGCAAAGAAAAUUAUCACAAAAUCAAAGAGAUUCAACGAGCUAAUAAACAGAGGCAAAAAGAAUCAGCAAGAGGCGAGCCAGUCAAGGCUGUUUAUAAACCAGGAAAAUUUGAACAUGUAGAGUCAAAAGUUGCUGAGAAAAUACAAGCUCCACCACAAGCACCAAGACCAGGGUCAGCUGAUUUUUUGAAAGCACACUCAAAGUCUGGACCAAUUGUUAAGGACAAGAGGCCUUCAACUGCUGCUCCAGUUGUACCAAAAGUUGAGAAAUUAUCAAUACCCAGAGCGUCAAGUGCUAGACAGGUGAAGAUAGAGACCAGACCAGUCAACCACAUCUCACAAAAUGUAAAGAGGGCAAAGUCAAUCAAUAUUAAACGUGCCCCUUCUUUGACGGCAUUAGAUGAUUUGAAAAAGAAACAAGAACAGCAGCUACAUGAAUACAAACGUGGCAGUGUCCCCAAAUAUUUGAAGAACAGACAAGAAGAGUGGAAGAAAGAAGAAGAAACUCGCAAAGCAAACAUCCCGGACCCAAGUAUCCCAGCAGGCCAUUCACUAAUGCCGGAAUCGGAGAGAAGAAAAACGCUCGAUAUGCUGAACAAAUCGCAAGGAGACAUGCUAAGAGAACUGCAAUCUCUGCCCGUCAGCAAAGAUACUUUACGCGUCAAACAACGGAAAGAAUACCUGGAGAAGAAGCUCCAAGAAAUCGAAACUGCUAUUAAGAUAUUUUCAAGACCAAAGGUAUUUGUCAAAGACGAGUAGAAUUGCCAUCGUUGUACAUAGCCAAUUGAUACUGCCUCAUUGUCUCGUCAAGAUAUAGCACUUCUGCCCUUGUGAAUGCUUUCGUGCUUUUCAAUGAAGAUUGUAACAUACUCAGAUUGAAACUCUGUAUAGUCAGAUUGUUCGUGUAAGCUACUAUUAUUUCAAAAAUUGUUAGAACACCUACAGGGAACAUUCACAGUUUCACGUCGUUGUUUCCUCUUCCACCAAUGUUGCUGAAUUUCAUAGAUAUACGUUUGUGGUGAGAACAGCUCAGCAUCGGACGCAUAAAUGCGUUAAUGAAGUCAUUAAAACUGUACAUGGGAACGGAGAGAAGAAUUUAGCUGCAGCAAUGAAAACUUGAAGGAGUAGUUAAACCCAGGGGUUUGCAACAUUUAAACUUGAAUCUAUGGUGUUCCAACUGUGUUUGGCGAAGAUCUUAGCUUUAUUUUUAGCCUUUUCCCAUACUUGUGUAAAUAUAGGAAGGACGUAUUCUUAUUGCAACUGUUAUCGUAGAUGAAGUAACACAGCAUACAUUCACCUGAUUAAAACCUUUGCCAAUAAAUUCUUUCUGCUUUUGUUUUUGUCAUUAUCAUUACCUUUUUCAUUAGAGACCAGUAUAUUGUAUAACGUUUUCAAGCCCUCUACUCAAAGAGCCAAGGUCAAAGAACUUUUUAAACCCUCCCCUUAGAGUUUGCAUCGAGGUCCAAUAAUUUAUUUUUGUGUUCCUCUAGCAGCGUUUGCCUUGACCCACAGCAUUGAAAUAUAUAUUCCCCCUCAAGAGUUUCUUCUAUCACCUCGUUUCAUGGUGAGCUAUGUACUCGUGUCUGGUCCACGUUUCGAUACUGGUCUUGUUCUUUUCUAGUCUGCUAAUAGCCAGAACUCAAAUAGCUGAAAUUUAACUCAUUAGCGGUUGUGAUGCAUGACCUUCAAUCAUGUCAGAUAAUUUCAGAUCUUUACUGUCAGUUUCGCUUGCUUAGGAGCUCUGACUAAGCUGAGGUUUUAGGUUCAUUGUUUGAAGUUCGCAAGUCGUUUUACUAACGCAAAAUGCAACAGAUUGAAUUAAUGAUAAUUUAUUCUUUGGAGUCAUGUUAGCACGUGGUCUGGUGGAUGAAGCUAGUGUCUCUGAUGAUCAAGGUCCUUACUGGUUCUAUUAAGUUUUAUGUAACACCAAUGUCAUGCCGGGCUGAAAUUCUAGGUUAUCAGUUCACCUCGAGAUACUAGAUAUCAAGUAACACUGCACGUGUCUUCAGACAUACCAUUAAUUGAGAAAUAAUUACAAGAAACUAAACAGACAAAAGGUCUUGUAUCCAUUUCAAUGCUUUUGAAUUUCUUCACGCUUAUUUUUCCACCUGCUGGUAUUACUCAAACCAUUUUGUUCCAGUUAUUUGCUUCUCAUUUCUAGCAAUUUCUUUUGCACUUGGGCGGAUAAUUGCAGAACAAAGUUUUUUUAAUAAAAGCUUUUUUUCACAAUUCAAACAACCUUGUCUAGUUUGAAAACAUUUCAAAUAUUUAGUGUUAGGCCUACUUGUUUCGAGUGACCAUCUUCUGUUGAAGAAAUUAACAUUCUCCAUAACCUCAUCUUCUUUUAAUUUGUCAAUGUCUGUUUAUUUGUGAAAUUUGUUAGCCCUUUCCCGGUAUCCAAUUCAACUUUAUUGGACCUAACUAACGUCCUUAUGAACUUUCAAAACGUUAUUGUCAUCAAUAAUUCCAUUUCACACAGACAUUGCUUCGAGUUUUUUUUAAACAAUCCGUUCGUGUGACUGUUAUAAAUUUGUAAUUGAAGAUUGAAUAAAAUUGCCAACACUGAAAUUACAAAAAGGAAAGUCUCCCAAACUUAGCCUUGGAUAUCGUUGGAUUUCUGAAUUAAGUUGAAUUUGAUAUUCUAGUAUUAGUUUGACCCGUUCCUUGCUGAGUUGUGAGCUAUUUUCAUGCCGAAUUCAGAGACCUUUGAUAUGCAAUUAAUUAAAGUAUUAUUUCAUAACAGACGUCACUGCAUAAGGGUCCACGAUAUCUAUGACCAAGGUGCCUGGCUGCCUCUUUGAUACCUAGAGUAUGUGAAAGUUCUUUAAAAGUUAGGGCGCCCAACUGAUUCUAUCUCCAGGAAUUGAAAAUAUAUGCCAUUGAUGCAAAAUUCAUUGCCCUUUCGAUAAAUCGAACGGAGUUGACAGGUUUGUCUUUUGAAAAUCGAAUUCAACAAUGUCAUCACGGCAAUCUCAUCACAGAUUUUAGUGAAGUUGUAAAAUCUGCCCUUGUAAACGCGGUUUAACGCAGUAAUCAAUUUUUGUCAGACAAUUGGCAUUUGGGUUUAGUAACACUUACAGAAAAUGUAUCACUUGAAUUUGAAAUCACUCUUUUGAGAUGAUAAACUUUUUUCAUUUUCGCGGUAAUAAUGCUCUCAAAACCUUCGAUGAAGAGGCAUUAACCCUUGUAAAAUCUGAAAUCUUGUAAAACCACGAAAAGAAUCUGAAAUCAAUUAGGCCGUCGCGCUGUGUCCUGAACGAAUAACGGCAUCGCAAAAACAAGAUUAAAAGGCAAUUUCUAUUCUACGUUUUCCGCAAUACACUAUUUUUGUCCAUGGAAUGCCGACAUCGAGGACUCAACACAUGUCCUUUGAGAGUAAAAAAUGGGAAAUCUUCUGUGAUUUUGAAAACAGUUUCAAGAAUGCUUUUGAUCGAUAUGAGACCGAAUGCUUUCGGAAAGCUUCCCAAAGCGAUUGUCGUUCGAAGAAUGGCCAGUAUGAACAAUGAAAUCGUUAGUCCUUUCCAUUUUUCAAUGAGAAAACUUCAGCUGUUUUGACUGGCGCGUAAUUAACAAUUUCUAUGUUUUAUUUGCUUCCACCGGAUCAUAUAUGCCCUUUAUUUAGUUCCUAGAAGCGCUUCUUUGAUUUACAGGGGGUCAUCUCAUAGCAAGAAUUGGUUUCUUUUCCCAUCAUUUGUUAUGAGUCACUCGGCUAAAAGCUCCCCCUGGAUGUAAAAUUUCCUGAGGCAAGCAGUUCUUGUCAGCGUGUUUUGAUUAAGCCUUUCAAGUAAAAACAUCUUUUUUAAAAAUUCACUUGAAAAUGUGGUCGGAAUCUAUGUAAAUGGUCAUGAUAUUAGUAACUCAGAUUAUUCUAUUCUUCACGCUUAAAGUUUCAACUUGAUUCAUUCUGAUCGCGCGACUUGGCGAAAGCGAAUGAACAAUUCAGCGAAUCAGCGAACUGAGUUGUAUUUUCUGGUCGCGCAUUCGCAGCGAGUGAGAAAGUUCAAUUGCGCACGCUCCAAUGUGCAUUCGCUCAGUCACGCAACCAGAGAGAAUCAAGUAGAAAACCGGCCUUAUACGGACCAAUUUCGAGAUAGCUCAAGCUGAGUUAACCUACCUCGUGAAAUUAAGCUCUCAUUGACAAAGGCGUAUGUCUUCUUAGCUGUAAAGCCUUGGGUCUUAUCCAAUGCUAACUUCUUGCUAUCAUCCAAUGUAUCUGAACGCAGUCUGGAUCUCACCAGACGAAACAACUACUCCAGCCCAGUAAGCAUCGUCUGGAACAUUUUCAAGAGAUAAACAUACAAUCUCUUGGCAUUUGAUUUGGUAUAAGAUCAUCAAUGUGCAAGGCAUGUUCUGAGUAUGCAUUCGCAUUGCUAUCUUCAUGAGAUAAAUCAAGUCACUUAGAUGUAUUCAGGCAAUUCACACCACCUAUGUGAAUUGCAUUCUCUCAUUGAUAAGAUGCUCUUGAGUGAAGUGAUAAACCAAGGACUAAUCAAUAUAUGCUCUAAAGGAAACGGGACAUCUCUUUGCGAUCGCCAAAUUCGCAUUAAUACCAACGAAAUGUCUUGGAGCCCUGUUCUCUAGAAUCUAAAUUCAUUCAAAACCUUUCGAUUAAUUAAUGAUUUUAUCAUCAAAAGCAUCAGCUUAAUUUUAUGUUAUUUAGUCAUUAAACCAUCUGUCAUGGAUUGCCUGUUCGAUCUUUCUAUGAUUCCAUUGCGAAAUUAUUUCGAUUAUCUAGUUGCCAUGCUUAGAAUGGGGGUAUGAAGUAUUUAUCAAGAACUGCAGGCUCCGAAGAUAUAAAAAAAGUUUGCAAGUGCUGUCUUGAAUUGUUAGAAACGUUCUGAACUUAAUUGUUUAUCUCCAUAAACCUUAAACUAAAGAUUAUAUACGGAGAAAGGCACUUUGGGCAAAUCACUUGAUAUAACCAGUCCCUAAUGUGUACAGAGUUUGAUUUGGUGCUAUAUUGGUUUAACGGUGUUGAUUGGAUCGAACUGACCCGAACUUAAUGCUUUGAAAUGCCUAUCGCUUUCAGAUUUCAUAGUGUUAUCAAAUUUCCUCUUGUACCUGAGGCGUGUGACUAUCUUUCAUUUUUAGCUAUGGAGCUAAAUAUGGAUCUUUAACUUUAAAAGCCCUAAGAAACUGUAAUGAUUCAAGUUCUGCUUAGUUCUUUUUAAGAAAAAAAUGCAAACAUAAUCGACUAGAAACGUUAAAGAGCUCCUAAUGUCUGCAAUUCGUGGCAGUCAUGACAUUUGGGUGUUUGGUGUUUGUUCCUUUCAGUCACGCCUCAUUUUCUUACGUUUGGAAACAGAGCUUACUGCGACUGGCAAGAAAGCUUUCCUGUAAAUAAGCAGAAAAUAUGUCAUUCGUGUCCCAAUUCACCUCCCGCACGAAAUGAAUUGGACGGCACGUGGCUCGGGAUUAAAAGAGCAAGACCUUUGUUUCGGAAGGCGCUCAAGAGUCUCGCCGAAAGACGGAAAAUUAGCGGCACUAUUUACAACGAUGAUUGACGACUUAAGCACAGGGGUUGUGGUUGGUGGUCACAAAACCUGAAAUCUCGCAUAACAAAACAGGCGAAGAGUUGUGUAAUCAGCAAGAUUCACUGAACACUCUUUGGAUAUUUACGAUACACGAUUUUUAAGAUAAAUAUUACUUUGUUGUUUUGACUUUUCUUUGGAUAAAUUUGUGAAAGAUUUUUAAGAGUCUUUGGUCUUUUCUAAGAGAGGAUUUAUCAUGCUAUAAAGGGAUAUGCAAAAGUUUUCGAUUUUAGGAAAGUUGGAGUCAAAUGAAUAGUUGGAACUUGGUAUUCAUAUUGAAAUAAGCUCGCGAAUCGAGCUUUUAAAUCAAGCAUUCGUCCUGCUUAUAUCGAAAUUAAUUUUUUUCGACAAUUAUAGCAGGUUACGUUACACUCUUUGUUAAUAAGAACAGUUUUUUAAGAACACGAGCCUCAAAAUUGGUCAAAGGUUCAGAAAAAAUUAAGAACAAGCUGAGGCUGAGCUAAUGUAACAUGUAAUUUUGAGCAAUGCUUCGACUCAAAAACAAAGAGCUUUUUGCCACCUAGGGGUGCUUUUAAGGUGAAUUUUCAAACUCGUAAGCAAAUAAAGGAUAUCUCACUCAAUUUUUUGGCAAACGAGGCCUGAACACCUCCCUAGAACGCAAUAGGUAGCAAUUGCACUGUUUACACCUUAAUACGUUAAGAACAAAUUUAGAACAAUCUAGCUUCAGAUUUUCGUAAAAAUUUAGAAAGGCCAGCCUGAACUUCAAUUUAUCGGUUCUUAUACAAAAAGCGUGUACUGCUGAUCGGCUUCUGGUGUAUUUGUGACGUAUAAGCCUUAGAAUACAGUUCUCUUUUUGAAUACGUUCACGUUGUUUUAUACAAAAAGUCUUUAUGAAAAUUCUUUAGAUUUUUAGCAAACAUAAGCGUUCUGGAACCUAAACUUUACUUGAUCUAAAUUUUUCAUUCAAUUAGGACUCCUUAGGGUAUAUGUUGCACCAGAAGGCGGCCUUUUGGGUAAUUGGCCCUAAGCUGCCAAAGGACAACAUUCAGGUUGGGAAGAUGCCAUGAAAAUGCUCAAAUGCGCGUUGCCUGAACCUUAAGAUAAAUAAAAAUGGCAGAAAAGUUGUGAAUUCUAUUCCUCAUUUUCUGUACUCGUGCAUGGAACUAAAUUGCGGAUAACGGGAAAACACCGUAGAGAAAAACCUAAUUAAAUCUUAGGCCAUAAUAGGCUGCCACUUCACCCACGUUGAACAAGUCUUGCUGGAUGCGAGGGCAGAAGGAGGUGUUUCGACAAGGCUUCUCAAAACUGCAUAUACUCAAUGGGGAUGAGAGUUGUGACGAUUAGCAUAUAAGUUUUGCUUGAAAUGUGAGUAUUGCAUUGUAAUUGUUCAUUGCUAUUUUUUUUACUUGCAUUCAAUUAUCACGAUGAUUUGUUCGAGUUUAAGGAUUGCAGGUUUUCUGAAAUAAAUAGGUAUUCAUUCUAAUGAUAACAGUUCCAUAAGAACAGGACCCAUCUAUAAAAUCUCUAGUUAGAGAAUUUAGAAUUUAAUAGUUGAGAGCAUGAAGCCUAGUUUUAAGGCAGCCAGGAAUACCUUAAGGUGAAGAAGCUGUGGCUCAAUAUCGCCUGGUGGCCUGACAACAAAAUAAGGUACGAUUCAGCUAAAUCUCAGGUGCAACGAGGCUGUUCCGUUAAUAGCGUUACCUUAGAAAGGGCAUAAAUCCCUCCUUAAUUGCACUUCUUAGGUGCAUCAAAGUGGUAAAAAUUCAAGUGCAAUGCACCAAAAAAGGUUUAUUUUGUUGCCAACUAUACCUGACUUUGGUAUUUAGUACGCUUUGCAACCAUGUUAUCCGUACAAGGUGUCCCAGUCGCAAAAGAACUGUAAGGUCUAGGGCGCGCAAGACAAAAUUUCCAGACUGGCCUGUCAGGCAAGUUCUUCGAUCAAAUGAUUACCGAGACCAC
Molecule: messenger RNA, 8383 nt
Organism: Rhopilema esculentum
Lineage: Eukaryota; Metazoa; Cnidaria; Scyphozoa; Rhizostomeae; Rhizostomatidae
Product: enkurin domain-containing protein 1
Cellular component (GO): cytoplasmic microtubule
Source: RefSeq, a predicted model, not a curated record